Molecule: messenger RNA, 122 nt
Organism: Funneliformis geosporum
Lineage: Eukaryota; Fungi; Glomeromycota; Glomeromycetes; Glomerales; Glomeraceae
Source: the annotation of a GenBank genome assembly
UCAUAGCAAUUACAAAUAUUGCCACUCCAGUUCAUGUUGAAGCUCUUGCACAAAUGCUUUACCAAAUUCCAGAGCUUGAAAGUGUUCGACCUAAUAAUUUGCCUACAGCAAUAAGGGACAUC